AUUUGUCCUUCAGGUGCGUCUGAGGUGGAGAAGGCUCUGCUGAAGCAGCUCUUUGCCGGCUACAACCUGAAGGUGCGGCCAGCCUCCAGACCUCAAGAGAGGGUGGUGGUUCGUGUGGGUAUGGUCCUGUCCUCCUUCGUUGGACUGAACAUGAAAAAUGAAGAGAUGAGCACCAUUGUCGUCAUGAAUCUGGAGUGGACGGAUCACCGGUUGUCAUGGAAGCCCAAGGAGCAUGAUGGGAUUGAGGUGAUGCGUAUCCCUGCUGCGAAGGUUUGGCUGCCGGACAUAGUCCUCAUAAAUAAUAAUGACGGGGUGUUUCACGUGGCGCUGCAUGUCCACGUCCAGGCUUAUAGUAAUGGCAGAGUAACCUGGACUCCCCCUGCACUCUACUGCAGCUCCUGUGGAGUUAAGGUCACGUAUUUCCCGUUUGACUGGCAGAACUGCACCAUGCAGUUCCGCUCCUACACGUAUGACUCGACAGAGAUCGACGUGCAGUACGCACUGGACUCAAAAGGCAAGGAGAUCAAGGAGAUCCAGCUGGACGAAGCUUACACUGAGGGCGGCGAGUGGCACAUCACACACAAGCCGUGCAGGAAGAACAUGAACGACGAUCUGUACGAGGACAUGACCUUCUACCUCAUCAUAGAGAGGAAGCCCCUGUACUACGUGUUUAACAUCAUCCUCCCCUGCAUCCUCAUCACCAUCAUCGCCAUCUUUAACUUCUACCUGCCUCCUGACGCAGGAGAGAAGAUGGGUCUGUCAAUCAACGUGUUGCUCACCCUCACUGUGUUCCUGCUGCUGCUGGCGGAUAAGAUCCCGGAGACCUCACUGGGGGUCCCUAUUAUCGUCAACUACAUCAUGUUCACCAUGAUCCUGGUCACAUUUUCUGUCAUCCUCAGCGUGGUCGUCCUAAACCUGCACCACCGCUCACCCAGCACCCACCUGAUGCCCAUGUGGGUCCGCAAGAUCUUCAUCCACCUGCUCCCUCCUUACCUGGGCAUGCUAAGGCCAAAAGUUGAGACCCCCCUAUCCCUGGAGAUGAUGCCCCGUCGAGAGAAAAAGGUGUUCACCAUCAGCAAGGCGGCUGAUGAAUACUUCAUCCGCAAGCCUGACUCCUCCAUCCUGUUCCCUAAGCCCAACAGGUAUCAGCCGGAGGGUAUGUGUACAGAUAUGAGAAAGUUCAUCGACGGCCCCAGUAGCUACCUCACGCUACCUGACGAGCUCAAGACAGCCAUAGAGGCCAUCACAUUUAUCGCUAAGGCUCUGCAGGCUGCGAAGGACUACGAUGCGCUGAAAGAGGACUGGCAGUAUGUGGCCAUGGUGGUGGACCGCAUGUUCCUCUGGAUCUUCGUCGUCUUCACCACUGUGGGCACCUUGGCCAUCUUUACUGACGCUAGCUUCAACCACACACCCACCGACCCCUUCAAAGCCCCCUGAAGCAGCGAGACAUUUGUUCUCCUUGAGCUAUACCCAUCCUGAUUCACCAACUCAACAAAUAGGGCGGAGAAAUCACUGUAUUCAACUACCAAAAUGAGUCCCUGGGGUGUAGUUCAACAUCCGCCAACAAUUUAGAACCUCUUAUAUGUACGUGUUUAAAUCUGUCAUCAAGCACUGCCAAUUUACUUUACUUUCUCUGAUCCAUAAGUCCUGUGCAACCAGUUCUUGUAUUGUCUUCUUCAAUACAGCAUGAUGCUCAUUUAGUAACUUAUGGUCCCAUUUCGAAGGAAAUAGACGACAAAACUGGAAAUGCUUUAGGGCGUGGCUACCAUGUGAUUGACAGGUCAACACUCAAGGAUUCAAAACGGCAGUCCACCAACGGGUGACGUCAUGGUGACUGCAUCCCUGUUUGUAAACAGCCGAUUUGCAAGUAAAUGAAUAGAAUGAACUUCUGUUGCCUUAAUCGUAUGGACAUGGAUAUUCGGACAUAUCUCUUGGCAUAAAUCAUUCAUUAAACUAAAUCCAAACUGC
Messenger RNA from Anarrhichthys ocellatus (wolf-eel), 1968 nucleotides. RefSeq names its product cholinergic receptor, nicotinic, beta 1 (muscle) (gene chrnb1). Gene Ontology annotation, molecular function: acetylcholine-gated monoatomic cation-selective channel activity; transmembrane signaling receptor activity. The transcript has 10 exons. Gene Ontology annotation, biological process: monoatomic ion transmembrane transport. The annotation marks the transcript as partial. Gene Ontology annotation, cellular component: postsynaptic membrane. The record is from RefSeq and is a predicted model, not a curated record. Lineage: Eukaryota; Metazoa; Chordata; Actinopteri; Perciformes; Anarhichadidae.